Molecule: messenger RNA, 873 nt
Organism: Australozyma saopauloensis
Lineage: Eukaryota; Fungi; Ascomycota; Pichiomycetes; Serinales; Metschnikowiaceae
Exons: 1
Coding region: 1-873 (290 amino acids)
Biological process (GO): actin cytoskeleton organization; barbed-end actin filament capping
Cellular component (GO): actin cortical patch; F-actin capping protein complex
Molecular function (GO): actin filament binding
Source: RefSeq, a predicted model, not a curated record
AUGUCCAUUUUAUCUCUAGGUAGUUCGACAGCCUGCAUGUCACCUUACAUCCAUUUAUCUACUUCUCUACUACAAAACAACAUGUCCCAAGAAAUAGGUCAAUUGCUCUCCCAACUUGUGGAAACAGCUCCUCCCGGAGAGCUUGAAGAGGUCCACAAUGACUUGGUAUCCAUUGUUCCAAGCCAACUGAGUGUGGUGAGCAAAACAGUCACACGUUUGGCAGAAAAUCAGGGUAUGCUACUUUCUGGUAAAGGAAUUGCCCACCAAGAGAAUAAAGACUCCGCUUCCGGAAAGUUUUGGGACUUUAAAGAGAAGAAAAAGUACAACACUAGCUUCAAAGGCGGGAAGGUGUACGAUGUUGAAGCAGCCACUCCAACAGCCGAGUAUCCCGCAUUUUACGACGAUUUGAGCAAGAAUUUGGAGCAAUACGGAGAUAAGCAUUUUCCCUCCGAGUUCGCUUUCGAAAUAGUUCCCGUUUCGUCGACAAAGGUCUCCAUUACCCUCAUAGGACAGAAGCUCAACAAGAGCAAUUUCUACACGGGAAGAUGGCACUCCCACUACGUGUUUGAGAAAUCACAGACUACACAUGGUGAGAUUGCGUUGGAUAUACAUUAUUAUGAGGAGGGUAACGUUCGAUUGGACUUCAAAGAAACUGUAGAUGAACCGUGCGAGUUCAGCGCCGACGCAAUCGUCGAGUUCAUCAGAUCAACCGAGAACGCUGUCUCGAUCAAGGCUAUUAAUCAGUUCAACGUGUUGAACCAGAAAUACUUCAAGAACUUGAGAAGAUUGUUGCCUGUCACCAAAUCCAAGAUCAACUGGGGUAACGCUAUCGGAAACUACAAGUUGGGAUCGGAUGUUGUCAACGAAAGAUAA